AUGAAGAAUCUGACAAAUGGAAUUGUUUCGUGCAGCAACAAGCUCAAGUCAUCCAAAUAAAAGAUCCCCUGCUCUAAAAUGACGCAACCUUAAGGAUCAAAAAGGAAUACACACACAGACAUGUCGCUGAAGCGGUGUCGCCGGUACAGCGAGCGUUUCGAACUUCACCCCAAAGAGAAGAGCAACUACGGCACCAUCACCGACCACGACAAGCAGAGCAUACUUCCGGAGGAUGAAGAUUCUGACAGUGGCAAAUACCAGAUGACAGACGUCGGAUCUUCUACAGGCCAGUACCUAGCCGCGCCUCGCCACGACCCCUCCACGUACUUCCGGGACGCCAGGCGCAAGAUAGACUUCGUCAUGGUGUACGAGGAGACGAUGGUAGCGGGGAGUGCGCAGAGUCGUCGGGCGUCUGUAAUGACUCCUCCUCCAGCACACCUCCUGGACAAGAAACUGUUGAAGCAUGAAAACUGGAGGCACAGAUUCAUGAGCAAUCUGCGGAAAGCUGGCUUGGAUAUGGAGGAGGAUGUAGUAGAAAGUCAGAAUCGCAAACUAGUGUACUUCAUCAAAGUGCACGCCACUUGGCCGGUGCUCUGUCACUACGCCGAGGAACUGAAUAUGAGGGCCCCUCUACAGUCCCAUAUUAUGGUGAAGGCACAUCCCAACCCUUCCGUUAACUGGUCUGAGAUUGCACUGAAAGCCUUGAAGUUGCCAAACAUCAUGUACGAAGAUGUUCCGUGCAAGCCCUUGGAUUUUUACACCUGUCCAUUUAGGAAAUCAAAGAUUGACAGGUUUCUUGGCAGUGAGAAUAGGGAUACUUUCUUCAGCAACGUACAACGAAGUAGAAUAGUUUAUGAAAUUCUAUCAACUGCAAUUUUCGGAAAAAAGAAGAAAGGUGAAGUUGGAAUUGAUAGACUGGUGGAUGAAGGUGUCUUUUCUUCAGCAUUUCCUCUACAUGAUGGACCCUACGAAUGUAAGACUUCCAAAGGUGCCGAGGUACCUCUCAAUCCUCGCCAAGUGCUUUACGAAUACUGGGCUCGCUGGGGCAAAUGGUACAAGUACCAACCUUUGGACCACAUCAGGGAAUACUUCGGCGAGAAGAUUGCUAUCUACUUUGCUUGGCUAGGUUUCUAUACAGGAUGGCUGCUACCAGCAGCUCUAGUAGGGGUCGUGGUGUUCAUGUACGGAGUGUUCACCAUGCACAAUAACAGACUGGCUGUAGAGGUGUGCAACAGUCGAGGUAGCUACAAGAUGUGUCCGUUAUGUGAUGAGACGAUCGGCUGCAAGUACUGGGACCUGAGCGAUGUUUGUGACGACGCAAAGAUUGCUUACCUCUUUGACCACCCUGGCACUGUGUUCUACGCUGUCUUCGUCUCAUUUUGGGCUGUGACCUUCCUGGAGUACUGGAAGAGAAAGUCUGCGUCUCUAGCUCAUCACUGGGACUGUAUGGGGUUCAAGGAUGAGGAGGAGCGUCCCAGACCAGAGUUUGCUGCUCGGGCGCCGUUCUACGAGAGGAACCCAGUGACAGGCAUCCCUGAACCAAGCUUUCCCAAGUCCCUCCGCACCAAGAGGGUGGCCGCUGGGAUCGGCAUCGUCUUCCUAAUGAUUUCACUAGUUAUUAUAUUUAUAAUUGCUGUAAUCAUCUACAGAGUUUUAAUAUCGAUACCGCUGUUCCAAAACGUCACGUUUCGCUCACAAGCGCAGAGCAUUGCGAAUGUGUCCGGCGCAGUGGUCAACUUAGUGAUUAUCAUGUUAAUGAGUAGGAUGUACGAGAAUCUGGCCUACCGCCUUACAUCUUGGGAAAUGCAUCGAACACAGACGGAGUUUGAUGACAAUCUGACAUUCAAAGUCUUCAUCUUCCAGUUUGUCAAUUAUUACUCUUCAAUAUUUUACAUUGCCUUCUUCAAAGGACGCUUUGUAGGUUAUCCUGGAAAUUACACUCUCAUACUCAGUUUGAGAAAUGAAGAUUGUAGCGCUGGGGGAUGUCUUAUAGAGUUGGCUCAACAACUGGCUGUCAUUAUGAUAGGAAAACAAAUAAUUAACAAUGCUCAAGAAAUCUUACUGCCGAAAGCAAAGGCCUGGUGGCAAAGCAAAAGGGUGAAACUAUCAAAAAAACACACAAAAACGAGAUGGGAAGAGGAUUACCAACUUGUAGACAACGAGGGACUUUUUGAGGAAUACUUAGAAAUGGUUUUACAAUUUGGAUUCAUCACGAUUUUCGUAGCAGCUUUCCCCCUGGCUCCGUUAUUUGCACUGCUAAACAAUUGGGUGGAAAUCAGACUAGACGCACAAAAAUUUGUUUGUGAAAACCGAAGGAUCGUUGCCGAGAGAGCUGAGAAUAUUGGAAUAUGGUUCAAAAUCCUGCAUAUGCUUGCGCACCUAGCCGUUAUAAGUAAUGGGUUCCUAAUAGCCUUCACGUCAGAAUUCCUCCCCAAGCUGCUGUACCAGUAUGACUACAACUGGGACUUGACGGGGUACAUAAACUUCACCCUCGCCUACUCUCCCAAUGGCACACUGUCACAACAAUGCCGCUACCGGGGCUUGAGGGACGAGAACGGAAAACACACACCGUUCUUCUGGAAACUGCUUGCGGUGCAGUUCGCAUUUGUCAUAAUUUUCGAGCACGUUGUGUUCGGCAUUUGUCGUUUAAUCGACAUACUCGUACCAGACAUACCAGAGAGUCUGGAAUUAAAAAUCAAACGAGAACGGUAUCUCGCCAAACAAGCACUGCAGGAUUCGGAGUCGAUUAUGAAGGUGAUUUCAUACUUGCCAGCUCAUUUUGUAGCAGCUGGAGUUGAAGAGACUCUAGACAUUUCGAGAAAAAUGGUUUUAGACUUGACUGCGGAGUUGGGUGGAGAGAUUUCCCCAGCUCCGUUGGCGUUGCCGAUACAACUUCCAAUACCGGAGAAGAUACCGGUGUCUCAGCUACCGUCGCCGGCUGGGUCCGAGCCCCCCGUGGUCCCCAUACAGCUGCCUCCCACGGCUCUGACGCCUCAUAGACUGCCUCGACGGUCCAUGACGUCCCUCAACAUCCAUCAACCCCCCUCUAGGUCUAUAGCCAGACCUCGACCUAAGAGUCAAACAUCUUGACAAGACUCGACUCUGUAAUCUCACAGAUUGAAUCUCACAAAGCCAUUUUGUAACUACCAAGUGAUUUAUCACAUUUUUAGGAGACACAUUUUGAUAUUAAAAUUCUUUAACAAGGUUGUAGGUUUUAGAAAAUGAAAUAAAUCUAACAGCUUAUAGAAAAAUCAAUUCUACAAACUCACAACCCUAAGUUAGCAUAACAACAGGGUAUGCAGAAACUAAAACAGAAACUGUAUCGACCACAAACAUUCAGCUUUUGUCAUCUGCAAUAUUUUAGAAUCCAUCGAAGAACGCAUUUAUUUAUGUGAAAAAGGGUCACCUAAAAAGUAUGAAUUACUAAGUAGUUACAAGAUGGUCUUACCUGCUGAUAUACUUUUAAUAGCAAUUCUGAAGGAAACCAAUUUCAGAAUAUGUCUAUAAGACCACGAUUGUGGUAAUUAUCUGUGAUAUUUCUAUUUUAGUGCAUUCCAUUAGUCAUGCUAGGGAGGAUAGCAGGUUGUUUUGUUGAUAGUGCGAUACUGUAAUUAAUAGAAUAUGUGUUCAAAGGUUAACAGUUAAAGCAAUAAUGUAAAAAGAAUAGUUUUACCCAUUUGCUGCUGAUUAGUAAGUUACUUAUUUUUGAAUUCUUAAUGCUUACACUUAUGUUAAGCAUGGUUCGAUUGAGGAUAAAGGUGGGUUUUCCUAUCUACUGAAUAUGGCUGCUGAAUACGGCUGAGGAAUUAUGCAAGUUGUCCGAGUGUUUUAGUGCUACGUUUUUCAGGGUAAACAGUUGUGUGAAGAGUCAGGACCAAAAACGUAAAUGAAUUCGGCAGCCAAAUUCUGCGGGUACAAAAAUCCGCUAAGUAGUUUACAAUAGGAGUAACAGAAAUUACAAAACUUAUGCUGUAAAAUUGCCUUUAAUCACUUCAAUUGAAUUGAAUUAAAUAAGCCACUUCCAAAUGAUAUACUUAAUCUUUCCCUUUUCAUGACUUUGAUUUAAGGAGAUCCACAAUUAGGAAAUAGUUUUAUACUUUAGAACAUCAAUUUUGUACAAAAUGAUGAUAAAAUAAUCACAAUUUUUAACAUAUCCCAGUAGAUGGUUUAUGUAAGUUUUAUGUUAGGAAAAAAAAAGAACUUAGAUUUAGCGUAAAAGAUACAUAUAAAAAAUUGUAUGAUAAUUUUUUACAUUUUUUUACAAAAGGUACUUGUAAGAUUAGUUUAACCUAUGAUAAAUACAAUAAUGUUUACAUUUUCAGUGCUGAGGGUUGUAAUAAAUUGUGUGAAUGUUAUUUUUCAGUACAAGAUUAAAAAUUAAUAUUCGUUUAAGCAAUUUAGCAAUUUUUCUUAUUGAAUAUAAAACUAUUUGAAGGUUACGAUUACAUAUAUAAAGAAGGUCUGUGUUAUCAUUGAUUUAUAUUCAUAAGGUUUCAUAUAUUUCUUUAUUUUUAUGGAUUUUGUAACUAAACAAUUAUUUAUGUCUACUAAUUGAGUCCCCAGUUUCAUACAAUGGCAGGGGUUUCUUGCUUGUGUUAAUGACAUGCAAAUUUUAACCAGUACCGUAGUUGAUAUUGAAUGUGAUGGAUUGGUAAUGUACUAAGAAAACAAAGUUGAUGAUGACGUAUAUCUUUCCAUUGUAAAACUAUAAACAUGCCUUCAAAGAAGUACUAUGGCUACUCAAAACAUGAUCUAAGUAAAGUCGCCAACAUUUAUACUAACGAAAGAGUUACAUUAACUUAGUUGUUUAAGUUUUGAAUUACCUAUUAAGGUGUGUGUAUUUUUUUCACUUACCUAAUCAGUUAUGGCAUUGUUUGUUAUGUUUUGAAACUAAAAGUUGAUAUUUGAUUAUACAAUAGUAAUUAAAAUGUUUGUUUGUUAAUAUUCUACUUUUAGCAAAGAUUAUGCCUGACUUG
Molecule: messenger RNA, 4976 nt
Organism: Macrosteles quadrilineatus (aster leafhopper)
Lineage: Eukaryota; Metazoa; Arthropoda; Insecta; Hemiptera; Cicadellidae
Product: anoctamin-7-like
Exons: 20
Coding region: 121-3090 (989 amino acids)
Biological process (GO): chloride transmembrane transport
Cellular component (GO): plasma membrane
Molecular function (GO): chloride channel activity; protein dimerization activity
Source: RefSeq, a predicted model, not a curated record